AUCUGUGCCUCAGGCCCUUGUCAGGGGACCAUGUCUUCGGCAGAGCCCCCAGAUUUUAGUGGAGGACGGGUUGUCCCAAGUGGCACAACUUCUUUGGGGGUAAGGCAAAGUCUAGGCAAAGAAAUAUAAGAGGAUCGUUGAGGGUACGUAAAGGGAGAAGCCUUGGAUUCUGCCUUGGAUUAUGCCCUAGUUCUUAGGUGAACUUAAGUGUAAUCGUGGACAGGUCGGUCUCCUCUCUGAGCCUCAGUGAGCCCAUCUGCAAACCACGGGAGGUGGUAGAGGCGUUCUCAGGGCCCUUCCAGCUCUGACAUCCUCUGGCUCCGCUCUUGGAGAACGCUGGCUGCGGGACUCUGCGUCAAGAGCGGACGCACAGCUGGGCCGUAACAAAGAGCCGCAGUCCCGAAAGCGUUCCCGCCCCCAGCAGGUUUUGGAACCUACUCGCGGCCGAGGGGCGGGGCUUGAGCGCGCCGCAGCCAAUCACGAGAGGUCCAGCGCCCCGAGGCGGAGCCUUUGCGAGUGCGGCGGCGGCCAGGCUGGGUCCGAGCAUCCCGUAGCUCCGGACCCCCCGGCCCGGACAUGGCGACCGUUCGGGCCUCCCCACGAGGCGCGCUGCUACUUCUCCUGGCCGUGGCGCGGGCCGUGGGGGUGACAGGGGGCCUGGCUCCGGGCAGUACGGGUGCAUUGUGUUGUAAUCAUUCAAAGGAUAACCAAAUGUGCCAUGAUGUAUGUGAACAGAUAUUCUCCUCAAAAAGUGAAUCCCGACUAAAACAUCUGUUGCAGCGAGCUCCAGAUUAUUGCCCUGAAACGAUGGUUGAAAUUUGGAGUUGUAUGAAUUCAUCUUUGCCAGGUGUGUUUAAGAAGUCUGAUGGCUGGGUUGGCUUAGGCUGCUGUGAACUGGCUAUUACCUUGGAGUGUCGACAGGCAUGCAAGCAGGCAUCUUCAAAAAAUGAUAUUUCCAAAGUUUGCAGAAAAGAGUAUGAGAAUGCUCUUUUCAAUUGCAUUAGCAGAAAUGAAAUGGGCUCAGUGUGCUGCAGUUACGCAGGCCAUCACACAAACUGCCGAGAAUACUGUCAAGCCAUUUUUCGAACAGACUCUUCUCCUGGUCCAUCUCAGAUUAAAGCAGUGGAAAAUUACUGUGCCUCUAUUAGUCCACAAUUAAUACAUUGUGUGAACAACUACACCCAGUCUUAUCCAAUGAGGAACCCAACAGAUAGUUUAUAUUGCUGUGACAGAGCUGAAGACCAUGCUUGCCAAAAUGCCUGCAAGAGAAUUCUGAUGUCUAAGAAAACAGAAAUGGAGAUUGUUGAUGGCCUCAUCGAGGGUUGUAAGACUCAGCCUUUGCCUCAGGAUCCUCUUUGGCAGUGUUUUCUUGAAAGCUCACAAUCUGUUCACCCUGGAGUCACUCUACACCCUCCUCCCUCUACGGGCCUUGAUGGGGCUAAAUUGCAUUGUUGUUCUAAAGCGAACACUUCAACAUGUAGGGAACUGUGCACUAAACUUUAUAGCAUGAGCUGGGGCAAUACACAGAGCUGGCAAGAGUUUGAUCGCUUUUGUGAGUUUAAUCCAGUGGAAGUGUCCAUGUUGACUUGUUUAGCAGAUGUUCGGGAACCUUGCCAGCUGGGCUGUAGAAACCUUACUUAUUGUACUAAUUUUAACAACAGGCCAACAGAACUUUUCAGGAGUUGUAAUGCUCAGUCAGAUCAAGGAGCCAUGAAUGAUAUGAAGCUGUGGGAGAAAGGAAGCAUAAAGAUGCCAUUUAUCAACAUACCUGUUCUUGACAUUAAAAAGUGCCAGCCGGAAAUGUGGAAAGCAAUAGCUUGUUCACUGCAGAUUAAACCUUGUCACAGUAAAUCCCGAGGAAGUAUUAUUUGCAAGUCAGAUUGUGUGGAGAUUCUCAAGAAGUGUGGGGACCAGAACAAAUUCCCUGAAGACCAUACUGCUGAAAGUAUUUGUGAACUUCUGUCACCUACAGAUGACCUGGAGAAUUGUAUACCUUUAGAUACAUACCUUAGACCAAGUACUUUAGGUAACAUUGUAGAAGAGGUCACUCAUCCCUGUAACCCAAAUCCUUGCCCUGCUAAUGAGCUCUGUGAGGUCAACCGCAAAGGAUGUCCAUCUGGAGAUCCCUGCCUUCCACACUCUUGUGUUGAAGGUUGCAAAUUGGGAGAAGCCUCUGAUUUCAUCGUGCGGCAGGGGACACUGAUCCAGGUGCCAUCAUCCGCAGGGGAGGUUGGUUGCUACAAAAUUUGCUCAUGUGGACAAAGUGGACUUUUAGAAAACUGUAUGGAGAUGCACUGUAUAGAUCUUCAGAAGUCUUGUAUUGUUGGAGGAAAAAGAAAAAGUCAUGGAACAUCCUUUAAUAUCGACUGCAAUAUCUGUUCUUGUUUUGCUGGCAAUUUGGUGUGUUCUACCCGCCUGUGCCUCAGUGAGCACAGUUCCGAAGAUGACCGUCGCACCUUCACAGGUCUGCCCUGCAACUGUGCUGAUCAGUUCGUCCCUGUGUGUGGGCAGAAUGGGCGCACGUACCCCAGUGCCUGCAUUGCUCGCUGUGUGGGCCUCCAAGACCAUCAGUUUGAGUUUGGAUCGUGCAUCUCAAAGGAUCCAUGUAAUCCCAACCCCUGCCCAAAAAAUCAAAGAUGCAUACCCAAACCACAAGUCUGCCUGACCACUUUUGAUAAAUUUGGAUGUAGCCAGUAUGAAUGUUUGCCACGACAGCUCACCUGUGACCAGGUCCGUGAUCCUGUUUGUGACACAAACCACAUGGAGCACAGCAAUCUCUGUACUUUGUACCAGAGAGGGAAAAGCCUCUUAUACAAAGGCCCUUGCCAGCCCUUCUGCAGAGCCACAGAGCCCAUCUGUGGGCACAAUGGAGAGACAUAUAGUAGCGUGUGUGCUGCCUACUCGGAUCGUGUAGCAGUCGAUUACCAUGGGCCCUGCCAGGCUGUCGGGGUCCUCUCAGAGUACAGUUCCAUCGCCGAGUGUGCUGCCGUGAAGUGUCUUUCGCUCUCAGUGACUGAGUGCAAACCCAUCAUCCCACCCGGUGCUUGUUGUCCAUUAUGUGCUGGGAUGUUAAGAGUUUUAUUUGACAAAGAAAAACUGGAUACUAUUGCUCAGGUAACAAACAAAAAGCCAAUAACAGUUCUGGAAAUACUUCAGAAAAUCCGCAUGCAUGUGUCUGUUCCACAGUGUGAUGUAUUUGGGUACUUCAGCAUUGAAUCAGAAAUUGUGAUCCUGAUUAUUCCUGUUGAUCAUUAUCCAAAAGCUUUGCAGAUUGAGGCCUGCAAUAAAGAAGCAGAGAAGAUCGAAUCCCUUAUCAACUCCGAUAGCCCUACGCUGGCAUCCCACGUCCCUCUCUCUGCCCUCAUCAUUUCCCAGGUACAAGUCUCCAGCAGUAUACCAUCAGCUGGCAUCGGAGCCAGUCCCCCCUGCCACUCCUGCUUUUUCCUCCCCAGCCUGGGCCUCACUUUGCACAUGGUCUGGACACAUAAGUGACUGCCCAUAAAAAGGGCAAAAUGUUCCUCCACCUGAGUUUUCUACCUUGUGAAAGACAAAUACAGAACUGCUGGUUUGAAGUUUAAUAGCGGUCAAGUAAAAGCACUUGUCACCUCUAUUCACCACACAGUAUUUUUUUUUUAAUUUGCCAAUAUUAGUAGGGUUUUUGUUUGGUUUUUACAAAUGUUAAAAUAAGUUCUUCCAAAUAGUAAUGAAAAGAGGAUAUCUCUGGUGGAUCACUGCCUUACUAUUCACGUUUUGUUCUUUAAAUGGGUCCCCCACUCUAAAACAAAUUCAAGAUCAUCGAUAAGUGAAAUGAUCACUUUUUAGAAAAAAACUCAUUUUACUAUGGGCUUCAUAUCCAGAAACCUCAUUUCAGAGUCCCUUUAGGUAUUAAAGUGCCCCCGUGUCUGUGAGUGUGUGUGUGUGUGUUUACAGGUUUUACCUACUCUGUCUAGAGGCUCUAGGGGUCACAGUGAAGAGCCACUGUUGUUAGAGUAUGAAGUAAAGAUAAAACAUCUUUGAAAUUAUCAUGUAAAUCAUCACACUUAAUUUAUAGAAAUUUAAUUCAGGAACCCAUCUGUUGUGUUAAGCAAAGAAAGCUAACCAAGUGGCACUCACAUAGUAUAUGGUGAUAGGCUCAGUGGUUACUAGUGUGUGUCUUUGACUUUUGUGAAAGGGAAAAGUUAUAUGGCAUCAAGGCAUCUUGUGGUGUGCAUUUUUAUAGUGACCAAAUAUAUAUUCUCCAGUAUUCAUCAGAGUUAAAUUUAGAGUUUUUAAACAUCACUCUUUAAACCAAUUGCUGCUACUUAUAUAAUGCCAAAAAGUGAAAUAAUUAGUAGUGCAUGUAAAUAAUACAUGAUUUUUCUAUUUUAUUAUGAAGAAGGUGAAUAGCCAUAUUUGUAAAAUGACAAUCAUGUGUGUUAACCCAAUAUUUUCUGUUCAUGAAGACACAUUUGCUUUUUGUGAUAUGCACAGUAUAAUAAAUGUUGUCUUUUUUGAUAUAGAAUUAUAAAGAACAGUGGUUUAUAUAUUUAAAAAUGUCAAUCUAAGUAUUAAAAUGUUUGCAUAUGGCCUAAGAAACUGAAUACUUUGAAUGUGUUUCACAGUUUGAAAUAAGCUAUUCGAUGUAAUACUUCUUUAUAUGCACCUAAAUUUAGAUUUUACAUGAAGUCUUUUUUUUUCAGUAUUAUGUAUACCCUCUGAAAUAUGGGGAUAUGCUCAUUAUACCAAAAUGUUGUUUAAAGUGGGCACUUAAGGCUUUCAGAAUAUCUCAGAGCUGAUGUAGCAUGUUUGUUGCAAUUGCUUUUUUUCUAUAUAAAUGUGUUCAAUGCAAUAUACUGGAAAGCUUUUCUAUUUUAAUAAAAAUAAUUUUUAUAUGA
Manis javanica (Malayan pangolin) is the source of this 4874-nucleotide messenger RNA. It is a transcript of the gene RECK, whose product is annotated as reversion inducing cysteine rich protein with kazal motifs. Gene Ontology annotation, biological process: extracellular matrix organization; blood vessel maturation; sprouting angiogenesis. NCBI's taxonomy places the organism in Eukaryota, Metazoa, Chordata, Mammalia, Pholidota, Manidae. The record is from RefSeq and is a predicted model, not a curated record. Gene Ontology annotation, cellular component: plasma membrane. Gene Ontology annotation, molecular function: protein binding; metalloendopeptidase inhibitor activity.